Molecule: messenger RNA, 1215 nt
Organism: Python bivittatus (Burmese python)
Lineage: Eukaryota; Metazoa; Chordata; Lepidosauria; Squamata; Pythonidae
Gene: ISOC2
Product: isochorismatase domain containing 2
Source: RefSeq, a predicted model, not a curated record
UGGGUGAAAUGUUUAUGGGGGCCUGAGCAAAGUGAGGCGGGUACGUGGGGUCUAACCGACCUGAGAACCUGGAAGGCCCAGGCCCUUUGCGAUCGCCGUUUUGCAUCGCUUGGAAAUGUCACUGGCACGGCUUGGAAAAGUGGUUCCCAAAACAAGCAUCUUGUUCCUGUGCGACAUGCAAGAAAAAUUCCGCCCUAACAUCAGCUACUUCCCGCAGAUUGUGUCUGUGGCAGCUCGGAUGCUGAAGGUAAACACUGGAGGGCCCAAUUCUGUCUCCCCACAGGUUGCCAAGGCUCUUGAAAUCCGCACAGUAGUGACUGAGCAAUACCCCAAAGGUCUGGGUCCGACAGUACCGGAGCUGGGGGCUGAAGAAUUCCCCAAAUACACCAAAACAUGCUUCAGCAUGCUUAUUCCAGAGGUGGAAAAGGAGAUGGAAUCUGUUCCCAACUUGAAAUCCGUGCUUCUGUGUGGGAUUGAGACACAGGCUUGCAUCAUGAGUACUGCCUUGGACAUCAUGGAGCGAGGCCUGGACGUUCACAUCGUGGUGGAUGCUUGCUCUUCCCGCAGCCAGGUGGACAGGAUCGUAGCUCUGUCCAGAUUGCGUCAGAGCGGGGCUUUCCUUACCACCAGCGAGGGACUUAUCCUGCAGCUUGUCAGGGAUGCAGCCCACCCCCGCUUCCGAGAGAUCCAGAAGUUGAUUAUGGAUCCUGCCCCUGACAGUGGCCUUCUGCCUCUCCUGAAAGAGCCAACUCCCCUUUUCAGUUAGCCCAGUUGCUCCAAGGAUGAUAAUCCUCUUUUAAAGCACCUUCACCCAUUUCAUCUGAUGUCCCUGUCCUUCUGGAUGGAAAGGAACAGAAUCAAGAUUCUUCAAGUUGACUUUAAAGAGGAAGAUGAUGAAUUAUAAACCUAGCUGAGAAGCUGCAUCAGCCCGGGGGUCUUUCUGUAGUUAUUCAGUGAGAUGGUUGAAAGAAGACACUGGUAAUACUUUGACCUGGUAUUUUUCUAUUAAGAAACAUCAAUACUGCCUCCUUCCUUUUGUCUUCCCACAAGUAUACAGGAAUCUUGGCAAUGUGUACAAAUAUGUAUUCAAUUUGCACAUUUCAUUGUGAUGGUUCUCUUGUGACGGUGUACAAAUAGUAUUUGGAAUUGUUUUACACUUUGGUACAGAUUUAGGAAAAGAGUGGGAGAGUAAACAGAUGCUGGGUUCGCACAUGA